Molecule: messenger RNA, 609 nt
Organism: Ipomoea triloba (trilobed morning glory)
Lineage: Eukaryota; Viridiplantae; Streptophyta; Magnoliopsida; Solanales; Convolvulaceae
Product: transcription factor PRE3-like
Exons: 2
Coding region: 93-380 (95 amino acids)
Molecular function (GO): protein dimerization activity
Source: RefSeq, a predicted model, not a curated record
UUGCCUUAAUCAUUGCACUAUAUAUACUAUUGUAGUAAUAAGGGGGAGCUGAGCUGAGAGAGAAAGUGAGAGGAAUUGAAGCUAAAGUCAUCAUGUCUAGCCGCAGGAGAUCAUCAUCAUCAAGUUCAGCCUCAAGCUUCACAGAAGAGGAGAUUAAUGCUUUGGUCAACAAACUACAAGCAUUGUUGCCAGCUUCCACUUCAAGGUCCUACACCAACAAGGUAGCAGCCUCAGAGAUAGUUGAAGAGACAUGCAACUACAUCAAAAGGCUGCACAGAGAAGUGGAUGGGCUGUGUGAAAGGCUUUCCCAGAUACUUUCAUCCAAUGACACCACUAAUCUUGAUUUGGAAACCUUGAUAAGGAAUCUUCUUCAGCAAUAAACUCUGAAUUUAGAAAGAGAUACAUGGUAGAUUAUCAUUCAAUUCAGUCAUUAUCAAUAUAAUGUGAGUUGUAAAAUUAUGUGUAUUGUGUGUUACUGCUUUUUUUCUUAGAUCACGAAAGAAACUCGCAGUCACUACUUAAUAUAUAAGGUAUAUUGGUAAACCCUAUUCCUGUGUAAUAGCCUAUAAAUUAUAUAUGAGAGGUAAUUUGCCCUGUGAAUUGAAAGUA